This is a messenger RNA of Haplochromis burtoni (Burton's mouthbrooder), 915 nucleotides long. RefSeq names its product odorant receptor 131-2-like. The coding region runs from base 1 to 915 and encodes 304 amino acids. The record is from RefSeq and is a predicted model, not a curated record. Gene Ontology annotation, biological process: G protein-coupled receptor signaling pathway. Gene Ontology annotation, molecular function: G protein-coupled receptor activity. The transcript is spliced from 2 exons. Gene Ontology annotation, cellular component: membrane. Lineage: Eukaryota; Metazoa; Chordata; Actinopteri; Cichliformes; Cichlidae.
AUGAGCGCUUCGUAUACCAAUGAGACUGUGGUUGUAAACUAUCGAGAUGCUUUCCCCAAAGCUAUGGUCAAGAAUGUGAUUGUUGUGGUUUUCUGCAUCUCCAUUAACUACAUCAAUGUAGCACUUCUUCAAACUUUCUGCAAACAACAGAUCUUUUACAUGAAUCCACGCUACAUCCUGUUUUUCCACCUGGUACUUAACGAUAUGAUCCAAGUAACACUGACCGUCAUACUGUUUAUCAGCAGCUACAUCUUCUUCCAGAUAAAUGUCUCUGUCUGUUGUGUGCUCAUCCUGCUUGCUCUUUUUGCCACUGAAAACACCCCUCUGAAUCUGGCUUGCAUGGCAGUGGAGUGCUACAUUGCCAUCUGCAUCCCUCUUCGUCAUGUCCAAAUCUGCACGGUCAAAAGGACGUUAAUGUUGAUUGGUUUAAUUUGGAUGACCAGCAUGCUGUCUGUUCUUCCUGAUCUCUUCAUCACCUUGGCCAUAGAACCACUGGAUUUCUAUAAUUCUCGUGUGUUUUGCCUCAGAGAAACAGUCUUUCGAAAUCCCCACAUCAUCAAGAAGAGAGAUAUCACCUAUAUAGUCUAUCUGGUUAUUGUCUGGUUUAUUAUCUUUUUUACUUACUUCAAAAUCCUGUUCACUGCAAAAGCAGCAAGUCAAGAUGCUACAAAGGCCAGAAAUACAAUUAUUCUCCAUGGUUUUCAGGUGUUGUUGUGUAUGUCAAUAUAUGCUGAACCUUUGCUGAGGCAAGUCCUGCAGCAGUGGUUUCCUCAAAAUUAUUCAGACUCCCUUUUUGCUUGUUAUAUUCUCUUCCAGAUCCUGCCACGAGCAAUUAGUCCAAUAGUCUAUGGAGUAAGAGACAAAACUUACAGGAAGUAUCUGAAAAGGUAUUUGUUGUGUAAAAUGAGUCUCUAG